Molecule: messenger RNA, 5639 nt
Organism: Anguilla rostrata (American eel)
Lineage: Eukaryota; Metazoa; Chordata; Actinopteri; Anguilliformes; Anguillidae
Product: von Willebrand factor A domain-containing protein 2-like
Exons: 15
Coding region: 1601-3937 (778 amino acids)
Biological process (GO): calcium-independent cell-matrix adhesion
Cellular component (GO): basement membrane
Molecular function (GO): calcium ion binding
Source: RefSeq, a predicted model, not a curated record
GAUAAAUUAUUUAUCCAUUUUUUAACAUGGAAGGGCCAUUGAGAUAAAAAAAAUCUCAUUUUCAAGGGAGACCUGGCCAGAUUGGCAGCAGUACAUACAUAAAGUUUCAGUUAAAAGCACUGUAGCAGCACAACAAUGCAGAAGAAGAAAGAGAACAUGGUAAGUAAAGUACAGCACGAGACUACAAGACUUGAAGCAAUAAAUAUAACGAUAAAUUACGUUCUAGGCUUAGAGAAGAACAGGUAUCACAAGGCAUGUACAUCUUCUGCAGUUUAUCAGAAGUAUGCACAGUAAGAAUCAAGUAUUAUAUUGCUGUUAUUCUUGCUUUUCUUUAAUACCAGGUCAUUACAUUUUACAUUUGUACCAGAAAUACUUUGUGUCUGUCUGUGUUAGCCUCCUCUUGAGAAGGUUUUUUUUUUUUUUUUUUUUUUUUGCUGAUCACAUUAGAAAAUCAGCCCUGGUCUCAUACACGCACUGUCCAAAAUACCCUCUGAAAAAGGCCGUCUCCACAGCCGUAGAGACAGAGGGGAGGUGCGGAGCAGCUCGGGGUCAGCGGUAAUCGGGAAUGUCAGUCCACCAGGCACCUCUCUAAUCUUUCCUCUCCGUCGCUUUCUCCGGCAGGACCGGUUCUCCGCAGGCACCCGAGGCGCCUCAUACCACAGCGACACGCGCAAAACACGUCUGCCGCAACUUGCGUUAACCCACGGCACGCGCGAAGAACGUCUGCGGCAAUGUUCGCCCACGGCUCUCCUCCCCAGGCCUGUUUUUGUACUCUCGCUUCUUGCGUGUUCCUGUACUUUUGUGAAGGGGCUUGGCGUUGCCUUCAUGCCCCACACUUCCCCCGGUCCACUCAGCAGGUUGCAUAAAUUGAGGCUUUGAGGUAGGUGAGCUGGCCCUCGGCUAUGCAGGUGACCUCGUCAGAGGUGAAGACAGGACAGGACAUGGCAUUACAUCAAUAUUUAUUAUACAUAUUUUAUGUGGCAAGGGUUCAUGUUCAUCUAGCUAGUCCUAGUGUCUUGAGCUGAGUCGGAGCACUUGUAUUUAUUAUCAAUUUCCAUUAUAUAAAUAAAUAUUAAACUCCACAAUGCUGAAAAAUACAGAAAGUUAACAUGUUUGCACAAAUCUAGAUGUUUGAAUAUUAGAAAGGCAAGUAAUUAAGAAAAAAACUGCAAGUGGCAAAGUAUAUGAUUUCAGCACAUAAGUCUACACUUUAACAAGGGUAUUAUAAGGUUUUUAGUGUAUUAAGCCUUGUCGUAUUUGAUAAUUCGCCAAAAUCUGAAAAUAAGCAUAUGUUGCGUGUUGAACAUGUUGCUAUGCUACGUCGCCUCAAACACAUUCGUUCCUCGGCACUGUGGAUUUCAGCCUUUUGUUUCUUUUGAACUGGAAUGAUUUUCCUCCGUCUUUCUGCUUGAUAGGUCGUGACAGGCUGGAAUAACAUGCCAGUCAAUGCGCGUUCAGGAGUACUUAGCAUUCCUGCGCCGCAGGUGAGACGUUUCUUGUCGGCUUCCCUUGCUGGGCGGGGUGAAUCGCGAGCGAGAGGGAGAGGGGCUCGCUCGCUCGCGCGCGCGCUUCCCCGGUGGCGUCUGCGAGCGGCACGGACAUGGCGACACGUCUCCCUCAGCGCAGGAGUUGGAGAUAUUUGAGUCUCAGUAUUAGGAUACUAAAAAGCAUCAUUUUCUACCUCGCUGUGUUGGGGUCACGUGGAGAAAGUCUGCAACAGAUACUGGCAGAUAAAGAAACUAUAGUUAAAAUAUCUGCUUCUGGAAAUUUAAUUCAGUGUUCAGCUGCUAUAGAUGUCCUGCUGUUACUCGAUGGCUCCUACAGCAUUGGCAAAGGCAGCUUUGAACGCUCCAAGCAUUUUGCCAUAAAGAUGGUGGAAGUGUUGGACAUUAACCCAGACCGGGUUAGAAUUGGAGCUAUACAGUACAGCUCCAAACCAAAACUGGAAUUCGGGCUGAAUGAUUACCCUACACGAGAGGAAGCUACAGAGGCCAUCAAAAACAUUCGCUUUCGAGGGGGCAGCACAGAGACCGGAAAAUCCAUAAAACACGUGCUGAGGAAGGGCUUCCCGGGAGGAAGGGGGGACGCGUCGAAAAUCCUCGUCCUCCUCACCGACGGGAAGUCCCAGGACAGCGUCAGGCCCGCGGCGGGGUUCGCCCGGAAGAGCGGCAUAGGGCUGUUCACCGUGGGAAUUAAGCACCCGAAGUGGGACGUCCUGCACACAAUAGCCAGCGAACCCAGCGAGAUGUACGUGUUUUUCGCCGAGCAUUACAGCGAUGCCGUCAACGGUCUCAUCACCACGUUGACUCAGCUGGCCGUCUGCAACGACAUUCACCCCAAGUGCAGGGUGGAGUCGCGUGCCUGUCUCAGGACCACGCUGGAGGCCCAUAAAGAGUUCCAUGGUAACCACGUGUGCUGGAAGAGGAAAGCCAACAAGCUUCAGGCUGCCCCUGUGGCUGGAGAGUGUCCUUACUACAGAUGGAAGCGAUUCAACACCACGAUACAAAGCCAGUGCCACAGGACUCUCUGCCCAGACCCCUGUGACCCCAGCCCGUGUCUGAACGGGGGAACCUGUAUCACGGAGAGCGUGGAGAGCUUCAGCUGUCUGUGUCCGCUGGGCUAUGGGGGAGACCAGCUCUGUGGAGGUGGCAAAUAUAUCAUCCCGGCAGGUUUAACGAACUGUGCUGUGGACCUGCUCUUCCUGAUCGACGGCUCCUGGACCACGGGCUUGGAGGACUUCCUCCGGGCCAAGGACUUCGCCAAGCGGGUGGUCCAGACCAUCUUCGCCUCCUCCGCCAAAAUCCUGGUGGCCGUGGCGCAGUACGCCGACAAGGUCCACAUGGAGGUGCCCAUCGGUCGCCACGGCAACGCCGCGGACCUGCUCGGGGCCAUCGACGCCAUCGGCUUCCGGGGCGGGAACGCCAUGACCGGGAACGCCCUGCGGCACGUGGCGGACAGUGCCUUCGCGGGCGCGGGCGGGUCCCGGGGGGAGGUGCCCCACGUGGUGGUGCUCCUGUCCAACUCCCGCCCUCGGGACGCGGCCGUCGCGGCGGCCCAGGUCGCCCGGCAACGGGAGAUCUUCAUCCUGGCGGUGGGCGGCGGGCGCCUGAAAGCAGAGAUGAGCCAGAUCACCGGGGACGCCGAGCUGGUCUUCACCUACGGACACCUGCUGGAGCUGCAGGGCAAGGUGCAGGAGCUCCACACCAGGGUCUGCGGCUUCAACGCGCCAGGCUGCUACUCCAAGACCCUGGACCUGGUGUUCGCGGUGGACGCGUCCGCCAACCUGCCGCGCGAGGGCUACCGGCAGGCCAAGGCCUUCGCCAAGGCCGUCGUCUCGCAGUUCGACAUCGACGCCGACCUCACCCAGGUCGCCAUGGUGAUCUACGGGGAGAAGCCGCGCACGGUGUUCGGGCUGAGCGCCUUCGACAGCGACGGGAGGAUGAGGAAGGUGAUCAGCCAGGCGCCGUACCUGGACGGGGAGCCGCGCCUGGGACGGGCCCUCCUCCACGUGCUCAAGGACACGCUGAGCGUCGGGGGCGGGGCCAGGCCCGGCAUCCACAAGGCCGUGGUGGUCGUGACGGACGGCCGGAGCGUCGACGACGCCGCCGCCGCCGCCGACGAGCUGAGGGGGAACGGGGUCGCCGUGCUGGCCGUGGGGCCCGGGUCCAUCCACUCGAGGGCGCUGUUGGGCAUCGCUGGCAGUGCCAGGCUGGCCAUUCCCGUGCCCUCGUACGAACACCUGAAACAUUACGCCAACAACCUGGUGCAAGCCAUCUGCAAAGACGUGCGAGCUCCGGCCAGCCUGUGUGUCCCCAACCCCUGCCGGAACGGAGGCGUGUGCGUGCAGAAGGACCGGAGCUACAGCUGCCGGUGCGACGGCUGGACGGGAGAGCACUGCGAGAGACAGCUAUCCCAGCAUGCAGCUCGCUGGCCCUGAUGCUGUCCCAGGGUCUGGUUAGGGUGACGGAUCUCCAGCUGCUCCACUGCUGCUCUGUUCACAGACGCUGCAGCUUGAAAAGACCGCUGGACAAAAACGAAAGACGGACAAGUUGCGGGCGUUCCUUUUCUACCCUUCUAAAGUGGAACUACUCCACGCACGUUCCCGCUAGUACCCAAUCAGGGAAGGACAAUGGAGAGAAGAACGUCUAAGGACAAGAUGGCGACUCUGGAAACGGUGGAGAAUUUGGAUUUAUUGACGCCGAUUUCUCUGGCUGGCGCCUCUGCUCGUGUGCCAGUAUCGGCGGUGAUCUCACGUUAUAGCGCCUUGCCGUUUCGUGAUGGAGACGGAGAAACGUGCGAGCAGGCCCGUGUGGCCGCGACUGUUUCCACAGUAAAGCGAUAUGGAGGGGGGAAGGCCCAAAGCCCUCUGGCAUUCCUGGAAAUGAAAAUGCACAGAGACGAUUAAAACCAGAUGACAGAGGUGUGAUUUAGACCUCAUGGACCCCUUAAACUGCUUAAUUUGUCGUGAAUGUUUGCGCCCUCCAGCUAGCCAGUACUAUGCACCACUAAUGUUAGGUUUAAUUGGUGUAAAUAGCUCAUUAUCACCAUUAUUGUUGCAAAUACACACACAAAGCCCUUCUGGCAUGUUUAGGUUCCUGGUAUGUAAUAAGUUGUAAUUUCUAUUCAUCUGCUAUUAUCAUAAAACAACCAUGACUGGGUAUAAAGGGGUAGCUGUAUGGUGCAGCAGUUAAGGUGGUUGCAGGUUUUACACCAAGGUGGAGAAAUGCUGUUGGCAACAUUCCCCAGGAUAGGACAUCUACCAAGGAAGUGAUGUUAUUGCAACGUUAGUGAGUCAUGGACAUUAUCCAUCUUCUAAUUGCCAAAAAAGUAGAACAAACUUCUCUGCACUUUGAAUUUCAGGACAUCAGCAUGAAAACGCCAUCUGAAUGCACAAUGAGGACUGGGGAUUGAUUGGCAUUGGCUGGCUUAAAAUAGUCAGUUUGAGGGCACAGGACUGCCCUUCACUAAUGAUGUCAUUGGAAAUGCCGUCUGAUUUGUCAAAAGCAUGCUGCCCUCUGCUGGUCAUCUGGAGUAAUUUCUACUGACCUCGGUACAGGAAAAAGUGACCAUGACAAUCAUUACUAAGCAAAUCCAUAUCCAUUUAUUUCUCAGGCAAUGCUUGUAGUUGCCAAUAGACAUCCCCCCUCACUGGAACAUUUGGGCCUCUGAGAUCGAAGGCCCUUCGCUUGUAUUUUUGGAAAUGUUUGGAAACUGUUCUCUAUAACACGUGAAUUCUGUGUACACUGCCUUACACUGAUAGAUCGAACAGUUUAAAUGAGAAUGAUUUGGAUACUGUGUGGGUUAUGUAGUAAUAUAACUAGGUGUUUUUUCAACCAAAAAAUAUGAAACUAAACCUUGCGUGAAGCUAUAGACUAAGUUGGGUUAUUAUAAAAAUAAAUAUUGUUCCAUUUGUGAGAAGUUCACAUCUCGGUCACAUUUUUACACUGUAUUUGUUUACCACGGUCCUCGCUGACCCUGGCCACUUUCCUGUUUUUAGUGUUCAGGUCCAGUUUUCUCAUGAUCACGCGGGUGCGCAAAGCAAACAUACAAUUAACAGAAUGCAUGAUAAAAAACAAAACAUGACACUCUUCUGUUUACCCAGAACCACUCACCUCUAUCACCACAUGUGUGACUCGUGU